AUGUCGAACGCUCCUGUCAAAACAUUAGGUCUGCUGUGGCAUACGAGCCCUGAUUGCUUCCUAUUUCGGUCACCCGUCUGGAAUGCAGAUGCAGUUAUUACCAAACGAGUUGUACUUGCGGACACGGCUCGAUUAUUCGAUCCUCUUGGCCUGGUGAAACCAGUCGUCAUCAUUGCGAAGAUGUUCGUGCAAGAUUUAUGGAGACAGAAGCGUGACUGGGAUGAAUCGCUAGCAGAAUCAAUGCAGAACUUCUGGAUCGAAUACAGGAGAAAUCUCUCGGCUUUAGACUCGCUUUCGAUUCCUCGGUGGGUGGCGUUCUGCACGGACGUUGCUUCAAUUCAAAUUCACGGCUUUUGCGAUGCGUCCAUGAAAACCUACGGAGCAUGUCUGUACCUCCGCAGUACCACAUUCAGCGGAUCAGUGGAAGUUCGUCUCAUCACAGCGAAAUCCAAAGUUGCACCUCUAGAGGAUCUCAAGCGGAAGAAAAGGGAACAAACUACACCACGACUGGAAUUGUCAGACGCGCUACUCCUCAGUCAUCUGUGCGAGAAGUUCGUCAGCAGUACCGGUAUCCACCACACAGCUCACUUUUGGACCGAUUCUACGAUCGUGAUGUACUGGUUAACAUCCUUGCCAUCGAGAUGGCAGAUGUUCGUGGCGAAUCGAGUGUCUGAAAUCCAGCACAUUACAAAGGGAAGUUCCUGGAAGAAUGUAGCCGGUGCAGACAAUCCGGCUGACAUUAUCUCUCGAGGAAUGAUUCCAGCCCAGUUACAGUAUGAAAAGCUGUGGUUCGAAGGUCCUCUGUGGCUUCGCCAAGAUGCUAGUAUAUGGCCGUCGAAUGUUCCAGAAGAAGAAGUUGAUCAAGCACUCCUGGAGGAAAGAAAGAUCGUUGCACUGCCAGCAACAUCGGAACCAGUCAGUGAAAUAUUCAGCCUUCGUUCGUCGCUCUUUAUCUUGGUCCGAUUGAUCGCAAGAAUACGCCGUUUCUUCCAUAAUACACAGCAUAGAGAUGAGAGGCGUAUUGCUUUCCUGUCGUAUCCUCAGCACGAAGAAGCACUAGCAGUCCUGGUUCGACUGGCACAACGAGAAUCGUUUCCGAUGGAAUUCGCUGCAUUGGAGAAAGGAAAGUCUAUCAGCCCGUCGUCAAAGUUGAACAAGCUCAACCCUAUCUUCAUCGAUGGAGUAUUACGUGUAGGAGGUCGAUUAGCAAAGGCACCAGUAUCAGCAAGUCGGAAGCAUCCGAUAAUCCUGUGUCACCGUCAUCCGUUGGCCAAGUUGGUCCUAGACUAUUAUCAUCGCAAGAACUUCCAUUCUUGGAUGCAGCUGCUUGUGUCCACAGUGCGGGAGCGAUUCUGGGUAACACGCAUCAGAAGCCUAGCCAACACAGUCAUUCAUGAAUGCGUCCAGUGCUUCCGUAACAGACCGAAGGUUUUGGAUCAGCUAAUGGCUGACCUUCCAUCCGAACGUGUGUCUCCAGCGCCACCAUUCCUGAACGUAGGCGUGGAUUACUGCGGACCGUUCCUGAUUAGCUAUCCAAUCCGCAGAUCCUUCCCUAGGAAACACUUUGUCGCAAUCUUCGUCUGCCUUGUAACGAAGGCAGUCCAUCUUGAACUGGUGAGCGAUUUGACCAGUGAAGCCUUUCUUGCUGCCUUCAAACGAUUUGUGGCACGCAGGGGAAGACCAGCCCUAGUCAUGUGCGACAAUGCCCUCAACUUUGUUGGAGCCAAGCGUCAGUUGGAUGAAUUACGAUUCUGUUGCACGCGGAGCAGUAGAGGAAGGAAUAGAGUUUUGAUUCAUUCCGGCAAGAUCUCCCAAUUUUGGCGGCUUAUGGGAAGCCGCGGUUAA
Messenger RNA from Ochlerotatus camptorhynchus, 1845 nucleotides. RefSeq lists its product as uncharacterized. The transcript has a single exon. Lineage: Eukaryota; Metazoa; Arthropoda; Insecta; Diptera; Culicidae. Gene Ontology annotation, molecular function: nucleic acid binding. The record is from RefSeq and is a predicted model, not a curated record. The coding region runs from base 1 to 1845 and encodes 614 amino acids.